Molecule: messenger RNA, 2042 nt
Organism: Schizophyllum commune H4-8
Lineage: Eukaryota; Fungi; Basidiomycota; Agaricomycetes; Agaricales; Schizophyllaceae
Product: MFS general substrate transporter
Exons: 8
Coding region: 366-1868 (500 amino acids)
Biological process (GO): transmembrane transport
Molecular function (GO): transmembrane transporter activity
Source: RefSeq, a predicted model, not a curated record
GUCCCCCACCCACCUUUGCUACCUAUAGCCCUCUUUCAGACGCAUGCACCCUAAGACGCACACACGCACUAUAUUUGUGAACGCAACUAUGGUUGUCGAUCAUGACUCGCGUCAUCUGAACCCAUCCAAUGUUCUCUGAGCGCAAUGACUCUGACUCCUGCUCCCACAUUUCUCGCCGGCGCCCGACCUCCUCCCCAACUCAAUGCAGUCCGGAGCUCAGAAGCAAGACGCCCAGUACCAAUCUGCCGCAAUUACAUGUUAUCUGGGCGGACGCAAGUUCGAGGCCACCCAGCACACCGACCUGCGAGCAGCCUGACUCAUGCGCGCGCUGACGCGCACGUCCCGUCUUGUCCCGCACCCCCACGAUGUCCGCCGCCGAGGAGCGCCCGCUGCUGCACGACGAGCACCACCAUGAGCACGACGAACACCGGCAUGAGCACGACGACGUCGAGACUACGCAGGAGCAAAAGCGCACGCCACUGCCUAUCCGGCAGCUGGUGAUCGUGUACCUCAUCCAGGCGAGCGAGCCGCUGACGGGGAUGGUCAUCUACCCCUUCAUCGCUCAGCUUGUCUUCGAGACAGGCAUCACGCACGGGAACGAGAAGUCGAUCGGGUACUAUGCAGGCAUCGUGGAAUCCAUGUUUUUCUUCUCCGAGUUCAUGACUUGUCUGCAAUGGGGGAGGCUGUCGGAUUACUAUGGGAGGCGACCGGUCCUGUUGUUCGGACCGCUCGGGCUCGCGCUAUCGAUGUAUGGGUUCGGUCUGUCGAAGACGUUCUGGCAGCUCUGCAUCUUCCGCUUCCUCCAGGGCACGUUCAAUGGCAAUAUAGGAGUUUCGAAGAGCGUCAUGGCUGAGCUCACCGACAGCUCCAACCGCGCGAGAGCUUUCGCGAUGAUGCCCUUGAUGUGGUCUGUCGCCGACACCUUGGCACCACUUAUUGGCGCGCUCAACAACCCCGCGAGCGAGUAUCCUAACGUCUUCGGCGGGAUCAAACUGUUCGAAGAGUUCCCGUACUUCCUUCCGUGCGCGAUUGCGGGAACGCUGUCGCUGUUCGUCUUCAUCUUCGCUCUGUUCGAUUUGAAGGAGACACACCCCGCGAAGAUCCGUUGUUCACUCGAGGAGCAAGCAUCUCGUGAACGAGAGGCUUCCGCGGACGGCUAUGGCACCUUCACCGACGAACCUUCCACCUCAUCGUCCCCGGAACGUGCAAAGGUCCCCCCUCUCAGCACCCUCCUCCGCACGCCCGCCGUCCGCCGCGUGCUGAUCGUCUACGCCUUCCUCUGCUUCUUCGAAAUGGCCCUCGCUUCCCUCCUCCCCAUCAUCCUCUACACCCGCAUCCCCGACGGCGGCCUCGGUCUCUCCUCGCACCAGAUCGGCGUCGUCCUCGCCGCGUGGGGCGCCUACAAUGUGUUCUUCCAGUUCUUUGCGAGCCCUCGCUUGACGGAUCGGUUGGGCGCGUUCAAGAUGCAGGUCAUAACGCAGGGGGCGAUUCCGUUGAUUUUUGUGCUCUUCCCGUUGGAGAAUGCGCUGGCGAGGGCGGCGGGGGGCUUCGGCGGGUCGGUGCAGGCAUUGCUGGUCGUACAUUUGAUGGUUAUGUCACUGAUAUACGUGAGCUACGGUACGAUACACAUGUUCAUCGUCGAGAGCUCGCCGACGAACGACGCCCUCGGUGCCGUCAACGGCCUAGCGCAGACCACCGCGACGCUCAUCAGGACGUUCGCGCCUUGGGCCGCGACGUCGCUCUUCUCUCUAUCGCUUGAGCGCCAGCUGGCGGGAGGCAACCUUGUCUACAUCAUUCUUGGCUUUGUUGCCCUUGGUGGUGCCGCCUCUGCGUUUGUUCUGCUGCCCCGAAGGCUACAUCACGACUAGACGUGCCUUCACCACGACUACCUAUGUCACCCCCUCGAUUAGACGCAUCUUCGACGGUGCCACAAAACUCUGUACUGCUCGGCAGAACGGAACUGUCCAUACGACGUCGAAAUUGUUGUUGUAUGUUCAAAUUGCCACGAUCUUUACGACUCUUCCUACCAAGCUCCUGCCGUC